This is a messenger RNA of Leishmania mexicana MHOM/GT/2001/U1103, 1272 nucleotides long. RefSeq lists its product as hypothetical. Gene Ontology annotation, biological process: regulation of transcription by RNA polymerase II; nucleotide-excision repair. Bases 1 to 1272 code for a protein of 423 amino acids. The transcript has a single exon. Lineage: Eukaryota; Euglenozoa; Kinetoplastea; Trypanosomatida; Trypanosomatidae. Gene Ontology annotation, cellular component: transcription factor TFIIH holo complex. The record is from RefSeq and is a predicted model, not a curated record.
AUGCUCCGCACUGUCCUUCUUCUCGACGGCAGCGAUGCCAUGAACAGCAGCUCGGACUACCUGCCCAACUAUCUACUUGCCAUGAGGCCACCAUUGCUGCGGUUGGUGGAGCGGUAUCUCGACUCUACACCACUCGCGUCUCUUGGCGUGGUAGUGAUGCGAGAUGGGAUUAGCCACCGCCUGCUGCCGUGCACAACGAACCGUAACGAAAUCGUCGACGUGCUGGAGCGCGACGUCUUCCUGCACGGCGGCUCUGGCAACAUGUCAAUGGAGAAUGGGCUACGGGUGGCCAUGUCGGAGCUGGUCGACAUGCGCGAGGUAGCGGCCCUGGCGGCAACGACGGCGAAGAAGUCGUCGUCGGUUGGCGCUCAAAACCCGCGUGCAGCGUGGAAGGGGUCAGCGACGCAGCUCAACGUCAUUGUGUUGACAGCCUCUGUCACGCUGAUUGACCCCACGGAUGUCUUCGCCGUCGUGAACAUCAUGGCCGCCUUGUCCAUCCGCAUCAGUGUCGUCUCUCUCGUCGGUGCUGUGCAUGUAUUCGACGUGUGCACCGUCGAAACAGGGGGGACGCUGUAUUGCCCCCUCAACUACGACCACCUGCUGCACAUCAUGGACGAGCUGUCGACGGCGCACCGCGCGCAGGUAGCGAUGACACGAAAGAAGAGGCACCAGCGAGGAGGCCGCCGGAUGCGAGUCAAGCGACGUCGCGAGGAGGGUGAAGAUGUCGAAGUCAACGACGAUGACGGCGGUGGCACCGAUGCACCGUGCCUUAUACCUAUUGGAUGCCCCGUGUAUCUCGAGGCGUCAUUGUCCGACAGCGCAGAACCGUCACCCGCGGCCUCCUCCCGCUCCUUCUACUUGGGAUGCCCCCAGUGUCAUCUCAUCCAACUCACUGUCCCCACAACCUGCUCCAUGUGCCGCCUGCUGCUGUGCAGCGCGCCGAUGCUGUACAGCACGUUUGUGUCGCACAACUCUCUGGUGCCACCGGCAAAGGUGCUCCGCGUGAUGCAGGAUAUAUCGCCACCAGCGACGAUGCAGCAACCAAUACGGUGCAGCCUCUGCAUGACCAGCUGUGUAGCAGAGGUGAUGAUGGGGCACACACGCAAUGGCGGACUCGGCAGCCCCGUCGGCUCAUCAGCGACGGCAGCCUCGGUGGUGGAUGGGGCGCAGGUGUGGCAGUGCAGCGCGUGUGCCUCGUACCGCUGCAACGCCUGCAACGACUUUGUUCUCCACACGAUCGGCCUCUGUCCGCAUUGUGUGGCGCUGCAGUGA